Molecule: messenger RNA, 2403 nt
Organism: Adineta steineri
Lineage: Eukaryota; Metazoa; Rotifera; Eurotatoria; Adinetida; Adinetidae
Source: the annotation of a GenBank genome assembly
AUGGUUGUUUUUAAUGGGAAAAUGUGUUUAAAACUCAUCGAAGCUGAUGAUCUUCGUGCAACACAACAUUCAACACGUUAUUUUCCACAAAAUCCUUCAACUGCUUAUCUUAGUCCAUAUAUAUCAAUUGAUAUUGAUGAUUUACCACUAGGACGUACUCAUACAAAAGAACGAACAACUACUCCAACGUAUAAUGAAGAAUUUUCAAGUGAUGUUCAUAAUGGUCAACAAUUACAUUUUACUAUAUUUCAUGAUGCUGCAUUACCACCUGAUGAAUAUGUUGCUGAUUGUACAGUUAAAUUUGAAAAUAUUCAUGAUAAAAAAAGUGACAUUUGGAUUGAUCUUGAACCAGUUGGAAGAAUUCAUAUAGCUAUUGAAUUACAAGGACAAUUUAGUAAUUCUGUCAGUAAUGAACGACAUUUCAAACAAAAUAAACGAGCUUUUGCACAACGACGUUUUGCUGUUGUUCGUCGUGUUUAUGAAAUAAAUGGACAUAAAUUCAUGGCAACAUUCUUUCGUCAACCAACAUUUUGCUCAAUUUGUUCCGAAUUUAUCUGGGGUAUCUUUCGUACACAAGGUUAUCAAUGUCAAGUGUGUACAUGUGUAAUACAUAAACGUUGUAAAGCAUCAGUAGUUACAACAUGUCCUGGAAUUCGAACAUGUUUCGAAUAUCGUGAAAAACGUUUUAAAAUCAAUGUUCCACAUCGAUUUGUUGCACAUACAUAUCGAUUAUUUACUUUUUGUGAUCAUUGUGGAUCACUUUUAUGGGGAGCUUGGAAUCAAGGAAUGCAAUGUAGAGAAUGCAAAUUAAAUGUCCAUAAACGUUGUACACGUAAUGUUGCCAAUGAUUGUGGUUUAGAUAAGAAAAAACUUGCAUCAGUUCUUGCUGUUCUUAAUAUAAAUACUGAACCACAGAAAAUGACUAAUUCGCCAAGUGAACCAGAUACAUCAUCUGCAAGUCAAGCUUCUUCAACAACAGCAAAAAAUACAACACCACCUCCAACAUCAUUCGAAGAUAUUUCAACAAAACGAAAACAUUAUAAUACAAUUAAUGAUUUUAAUUUUAUGAAAAUGUUAGGAAAAGGAUCGUUUGGAAAAGUUAUGUUAGGCGAACAUAAAGUAACUGGUGAAGUCUUUGCUAUAAAAGUGCUCAAUAAAGAUGCGAUUAUUCAAAAUGAUGAUGUUGAAUGUACAAUGACUGAACGACGAAUAUUAGCUUUAUCAACUCGACAUCCAUUUUUAACAGGACUUUAUUGUAGUUUUCAAACAAAGGAACGUUUAUUUCUAAUAAUGGAAUAUGUUAAUGGUGGAGAUUUAAUGUUUCAAAUUCAACGUUCACGAAAAUUUGAUGAAGUACGUGCACGUUUCUAUGCAUCGGAAGUAACAUUAGCAUUAAUGUUUUUACAUCGACAUGGUGUUAUUUAUCGUGAUCUCAAACUCGACAACAUUCUACUUGACGCCGAAGGACAUUGUAAAAUUGCUGAUUUUGGUAUGUGUAAAGAAGGUAUAUUUGAUGGAAAAUUAACAUCAACAUUUUGUGGUACACCUGAUUAUAUUGCACCUGAAAUUCUUCAAGAAUUAGAUUAUUCAUUUUCUGUUGAUUGGUGGGCAUUAGGUGUAUUGAUGUAUGAAAUGAUGGCUGGACAACCGCCAUUUGAAGCAGAUGAUGAAGAUAGUUUAUUUGAAUCGAUUCUACGCGAUGAAGUACUCUAUCCUGUUUGGUUAUCGAAAGAAGCUGUUCAUAUUCUUAAAUCAUUUAUGACUAAAAAUCCAGCUAAACGUCUUGGUUGUGUUGCUGCACAAGGUGGUGAAGAAGCAAUAAAACGUCAUGCAUUUUUUGCUGGAAAAAUUGAUUGGGAAGCAUUAGAUCAACGACAAAUAAAACCACCUUUUAAACCAAAAGUGGUUAAUCCACGAGAUACAAGUAAUUUUGAUAAAGAUUUUACAAAUAUGCCUGUUGCAUUUACACCAAUGGAAGCUGAGAUUGUUAAAGCAAUAAAUCAAGAUGAAUUUAAAGAUUUUUCAUAUCAAAAUGCUGAUUGGCGUUGUUUAGAACGUGGUGAAGUACCAAAAGAUGAUGCGAAUGAUGGUCGACGUGCAUUACGUGAUGAUUUAUCUGUUAAUUUAAAACAACCAUUACCAAUGACACCUAUAUUAUCACAUCAAUCAUCAACAUAUGAGGCAAAUUCAUCGACGAUGACUGUUGUAAAUACAGAUCAUACACCAAUUCCACAUUUAGAAACUAAACGUAAUCCAACUUCAACAUCAUCUCAAUCAAAUUCCAUAUCAUCAUCAUCACAAUCAUCGAAUUCAUCAUCAACGACAAAUGCUCAACAAAAAUCAAUGAUAUUCAAUAAAUCAUCAAGUAUAAAUCGUUCAACAACAGAUCAAACCGAUAUGUAA